AAAAAAUCACCAUGAGCGACACUUCCUUGGCCCAUUUCAAUCUCAAUGAUUGGCUGCACGAGAAUCCAUACACAAAUGGCACACUCGCGGAGGAACUCCAAUGCUAUGGACUUCCUUAUGGUGGAAUUGGAUUUGCUUCCCAUGUCUUGACGUAUUACACGAUCAUUAUGCUCUCACAUCAACGAAGUCCUUUGAUGCCGUGGAAAAGGAAUCAUCACAAAUGGAUCGACAUCACUCUCACUAUCUUCGGUCUCGUCGCAUCCAUUAUCCUUGCCGUCCUUACAAUCCUCCGUUGUCGAAAUCGAUGGCAAUUUGUUGCAAUGGCGACGUGGAAGUUGGUCCUAAGUGUGACAUUUGGCAUUCUGAGUUUCCAUGCUGCGAUGAUGGUUCGACCGAAGGAGAAAUAUCAGUACAGUGGAUUGGGACAUUUGGAGAGCACUGCGAAUGCUAUUGAGAAUAAGGAAUAUACGAAGGUCCUUUGGUGGUUGCUGCUAUAUGUCCCGGGUGUCGUUGCUGGGCUUUCAGGGUUGUUGUCGUUGGUUUUCAAGGAAAUCGGACAUAACGCCCAUGUUAAAAUUAUUACUGAGGUCUUUGGAACUGUGAUUGCUUUCUCGGCAGUCUUGAUGCUUAUUUUUGGUAUCAUCGGGAUGUGUUCGCAGGGUUCUGGGAGUCGGAAAAAGGAGGCGAACAACUCGUCCAUGGAGAGUCUGGGAAAGAGUACUGUGGCCAUUGGGGUUAUGGUGUUUCUAGUUGCAGGCAGUGCGACGAGUGUAUUGGCUGCGUUGUAUAGCGAUUGGAUUUUAGGUGCAAUUGCUGGGAAUUUGGUUGGAUUGCCUAGUGGAGAUGUUAGGCUGUUGUAUUGGGGAUAUAUUGUGGCAAAGAGAUUGCCGUUCCUCAGUUUUUAAGGUAGUUCGGCGGAGUUGGGAGUUUAGAGUUUAAGAGCCUUCGAACUUCAGCUAUCCUUUGACGUUCACUUUUAUUGGAGGUUGUAGGUUCCAGGAGAGGAGACGCCCACUUUUAGAACAAUGGAAGAAAUAUCCUCCUAGAUUAUGGUCCCCGUAUCUGUUAGGAUGGUAAAGUGGU
Molecule: messenger RNA, 1083 nt
Organism: Hyaloscypha bicolor E
Lineage: Eukaryota; Fungi; Ascomycota; Leotiomycetes; Helotiales; Hyaloscyphaceae
Exons: 1
Coding region: 12-905 (297 amino acids)
Source: RefSeq, a predicted model, not a curated record